Messenger RNA from Seminavis robusta, 516 nucleotides. Lineage: Eukaryota; Bacillariophyta; Bacillariophyceae; Naviculales; Naviculaceae. The record is from the annotation of a GenBank genome assembly.
AUGGCACGUCAAACCAGUGGCAACGUGGACAACGACGCAACGUGGCUUAAUGCCAAAGACGCAGUGUUUGGUUUGGAAAUGCAGCUUCCAUGGUCACGGCACCUGUUGGAGGGUCGAAAGUCAGUGGAAGUUCGAAGCUACAAUUUGCCUCCGCAACUGCUUGGAACCAAACUGUACAUUCUCGAGUCUCAGCCCGGUACCGAUGGAGUCAGUGCUCUCGGAGACCAGAUUAAACUACACCACAAUGUCAAGAUUCGAGGAUGGUGCCUAUUUGACGCAGUCAAGGAGUACACCACGCAAAGCGAUUUCGAGGUUGACGAAGGCCGUCAUUUAGUAUCCCCAACAUCAGGCUAUGCCUGGAAAGAAGGAUCCACCCAAGUUCUCUACGGAUGGAUUGCAAAGGAAUAUGAGCUGAUUGGUGACAACACUCAAAUAACUAACCACGAGGCAAGUCAUUACAAAACGGCAGUGCGAAGGAAACGAUCCAUAUUCCAGCUCUAUAAGGAAGACUUAUAG